CAAUGGCAGCCAUCCCUUCACACCCACUUCCUCUCUGCUGUGCCGAAGGUGGACUAAUGGUGGCCCCAUGUCCACGCCUUAACCCUUAGAACCUGUGCCUGUGACUUUACUUGCAAAAAGGGCUUUUGCAGAUAAAAGUAUUUUAGAUGAGACCAUCCUGGAUUAUCUCAGGGGCCCUAAGUUCAAUGACAGGUGUCUCUGUCUCCCUAUCUCUGUGUGGCUCUCUCUCCACCACCUCUGGGGCUUUCUGUCAAUACUUGGGAGCACAGAGUUGCCUGUAGAUACAUCUCUCUCUCGCUCUCUCUCUCUCUCUCUCUCUCUCCUCACUAAUGUUCCAAAUGCUUUUCCCCAUGGCUCCGUCUCCCUCUUUCUCCGUUUCUCUGGUCUGGGACGUCCAGUGGAGAGACAAGCGGAAAAGGCCACGGGAAGACGACAGACGUUGGCUUCAGGCAGCCACAAGCCAAGGGAUGCCUGGAGCUGCCGGAAGCUAGAAGAGGCAAGGUCCCCAGAGUCUUCAGAAGGAGCGUGGCCCCGCCAAUCCUUUGACAUCAGACUUUGGCCUCCGGAACAAUGAGAAUGAUUUUCUUCUAUUCUAAGACACCCAGUUUGGGGUCAUUUUUCACAGCAGCCCUAGGAAACGGAUAUAGGCGGUGCAGUGGCCAGAACUUCAGGUCAGCCUCGAGGUCCCAGAAGGGCUCUGGUGUGUCUUUGCUGCUAACCCAUGAUGGGGGAACAGGGGCUCUCCUCCUUCCACCCCACCAGCCAGUAGCUCCCUCCUCUGCAGCCCUGGCCAGAGCUGCGUUUUAGUAACGUGGCCCCUCAGUGUUUGCACGCACAGACCCUGAUGACCAAAGCCUUGGCCUUAAACAACCUCAGAGAGGUCACACUCCUGGCACACAAUCUGCCAGCCCUGAGUACACGCUGUCCCAACCUGCGGCACUUCAGGAAGCAAGAACUCCGGGAGCUCAAACCUGUUUUAGGGUUUGGCAGGCUCCCACUGCGAAGGCCUGAUCCAAGGUCAGAGUCCACGUUCUCCGCCCAGACCUGAGAAACAGAGAACUAAAGAGGGAGACAGAGCUGUAGGGAACAGCAUUUGGAACAGAGACAGCAAGAGAGCUGCACCUACAGGAAAUACUGAGAUAUUGAGAGAGAGCUCCAGAGACGGUGGAGAGAGAUCCACAUAGAUAUGGGAGGACACGGACACCCAGUGCUUCUGCGAGCAGACAAAGAUACCCUGAAAGAUCUCAAAAACAAAACAAAACAAAAACAAACAUAAAACCUGGAUUACUCGGAACAUUUGGAAAGCAGAAAAGUGAAGAGAAGCAGACGGAGACUGGUGCUGGAGGGUGUCCAGCCCGAUAGCCUCCAGACUCCAGACUCCAGUUAUCACAGGGCAAGGGGCUCUCUCUGCCCUCCCCACUCCCUGACCUUUUCCACCUCAACCACACUGGUUGGUUCUAGAUCCUGUCUGUUCAGGUCCAGCCAGCCAGCUACUGCUGACAACACAGUUGCCGACGAGAGUCAGUGGCCCGUCCAGAGUGCACACCGGGUCAGACCCACGCACGGCUGUGAAUUUAGCUCCAGAAAUGGCAACCCAGCAUCCUGGGCUGUCUGCAUCCCAAGGUGACCCCUUAGAGGCCAGCUGCUAUUCAGCUACACAAGCUUUGGUCACACGACGACCGCCACUUUGACAAGGCGAGAGUUGGGGGUGCCACAGCAUGCGCUGUCAAGCUCCAAGACAGCUGUUGCCUAACACGCGCAGGCCAUCAGCGAGGAGCUCUCUGAGGGCGGGGAAGACAUCUUAACCAAUUUGGGGUUUUUCAAGCACCUGUCAAGGUGAGCUGCUGUGAGAAAGUGCUCCAUAUUGGCUGUUGAAUCAAAGGCUGACUCAGUGAAUUACUGGACCCUGCCCUUUGGGACGCAAGGCUAUUAAAGAAGAUAAAAUGCCAUAAAUCAUCUUAACCUGAUUUAGAUGGUGGGCAAGGUUAUGAUUGGGGGUGGGCAGAGAACUGCGGUGGCUCACUGACCACCAUUGAUUUAAGAAAGGCUUCCUGGAGGAGGUGGCCUUUGAACUGAGUUUUGAAGAGUAGAAGGUAUUUCCACAGGAGAGACAGUAAAACGAAUUAACAUGGUAGCAGGUACAUAAGCACCGACCUAUCAGAGGUGAAGCUGGCAGAGGCACUCCAGUGUAGUCCAGGGACCCCUGACGGGCCAGGCAUUACCCUUUCACAUGGGCAUCCUGAGCUUGGGGGGGGGUCCCCGGGGAGAAGCUGGUGUGGCAGGAGCACCCUAAAGCUAGGGAUCAUGGCACUAUGCCAACAGGCAGAAAUAUUCCCAUGUAUUUAUCCUACACAGACAGACUGGUGUGUGCCUACUGAAUAUUAGCCCUACAUUAUGGACCUGAAGUGGCCCUAUUGUCUUCUAGUUUGUUGCAGCCCCAGGAGCCUUACUAGAAAAUGAGUAGAGACUGUUCUCUGUCCGGUACUCCGUCACUAGAUCCCAGAGCAGUCCCUGGAGCGCGGGAGGAGACUCUGAAGUUGCUUAAACAGGCAGACCGGGAGCCCCUCGCCCAUUCGAGAGCUGGAGAUCCUCUCUUCUACGCUGUCUCCUUGUGCCCAGCCCUCCCUCCACUGCAAGCUCACUCGCCGCCAACAUGCCCUAAUAUAAGAAUUGGAUUCCAUCAUCCUCAUGCUCAAAAUAUUUCAUUCCUCCCCUCUGCCCAGAAUACCGCUGUCCUAUUGUUUUUACAAACCAGCCUGCUACUUCUUCUCCUUCAAUGCCCUGAUCAAACUUUACCCACUUCUGUACCACCUUCGAAGCAGAAUUCCUGCCUUCCCGCUAAAUAUUACAUGAUGAAAGUCUCCGUCUCCCCCGCACGAGGCUGUGAGCUCUUGCGGGCAGGCGCUGUGAUGUCUGACUCAUUUCCAUAUCCCUAGGAUAUGGCCCAGGGUCUGACAUAAGGUAGGUGCUAAAUAUUUGUUGAAUGCAAGAGUGGCUGGCGUCAAUUGUUAAGAAUUAGAUUAACCAAGGUGGUAAAAGAUUUGGAGGAAGAACGAAUAGUUUAACUUGGCGGAGGCAUGAGGGAGAGUAGCCAGAGAUAAGAUGGAAAGGUCCCUUGGGUAAGGUUUUAAGGGACUUGGACGUCAGAAGAAGGUGGGCAUAACUCUGGUAGCCCGUUGGGGAGCUGACACAGGUUUUCGAGCAGGGGAGUAAUAGGAUGAAAAGUUUAAAAAAUACAUCUAGUUUAAACUCAUCAGAGUCCCUCUCACCCAUACUCGGAGUUUCCCAUUCAUGCCCAGGUUUGCCUCCCAGCCAGCCCUCCACUGACUCACCUCUAGGCCUACCCAGCAGCCCGCCCUACCCCUUUGCCUGUUCCCUACCUAGGCCAGAGGUGUAUACGAGGGCUGCCUGCCUUCUUAGCCAGGGGUCUUAGGGACCCCAGCUCCUCCAUCUUUCCCCUUCCUUGCCUGGGGCUGGGAAGCAAGCCAGGGUUAACUGAAGCUGGCUGGCAAGCAGCCGGGUAGUGCCAGGGAGAGCAUGGACAGUGCCAGGUGGUGCCUUGGCUUCCAAGCCAAGCCUGUGACUUCGAUAACCUUCCCUACGCACACACCUGCCCCUCACUCCACCCCUACCCAGCCUCUGGUAUCGGGGAGGGGGGCGCGAGGCCAGAUAGACCCGCGGGACUUUGGCUCGCUCUCUACAAAAGGGCAUUCUGUGAGUCAGCCUGCUCCCCUCCAAGCUCGCUCCUCCCCCACCGGCUCCUGUUUCCAAUGCACGUACAGCCCGUACACACCGUGUCCCGGGACACCCUGCAGUCAGCCGCAUGGCUCCCCUGUGCUCGGGCCCCUGGCUCCCUCUGCUGACCCCAGCCCCUGCCCGGGGCCCCACCGCACAUCUGCUGCUGCUGCUGCUCCUGGUGCCCGCCCAUCCCCAGAGCCUGCCCCAGGUGCAGGGGGAAUCGGCUACAGGAGGAGGUUCAUCAGGGGAAGGUGAUCCAGUAGGCGAGGAAGAUCUGCCCAGUGAGGAGGAUCCACCUGGGGAGGAGGAUUCCCCUGAGGCUGAGACUAAGCCAGGAGAAGAGGACUCCCUGAAGUUAGAGGACCUACUGACCACGGAAGCUCCGGUGCACACUCACGGCCCCCCGAACAACGCCCACAAGGGCAAGAAAGGGGACGACCACAGCCACUGGCGUUAUGGAGGAGACCCGCCCUGGCCCCAGGUGUCGCCCGCCUGCGCCGGCCGUUUUCAGUCCCCGGUAAAUAUCCGCCCGGAGCUCACCGCUUUCUGCCCGGCCCUGCGCCCCCUGGAACUCCUGGGCUUCGAGCUCCCGCGGCUCCCAGAGCUGCGCCUGCGCAACAAUGGCCACACCGUGCAGCUGACUCUGCCCCCCGGGCUGCAGAUGGCCCUGGGUCCCGGGCGGGAGUACCGGGCGCUGCAGCUGCACCUGCACUGGGGGUCUGCGGACCGCCCGGGCUCUGAGCACACCGUCAACGGGCACCGUUUCCCUGCCGAGAUCCACGUGGUCCAUCUCAGCACUGCGUUCGCCGAGAUCGGCCAGGCCUUGGGGCGCCCGGGGGGGCUGGCAGUACUGGCUGCCUUUCUGCAGGAGGGCCCGGAAGAAAACAGCGCCUAUGAGCAGCUGCUGUCACAUUUGGAAGAAAUCCCUGAAGAAGGCUCAGAAACUUGGGUCCCAGGCCUGGAUGUGUCUGCACUGCUGCCCUCCGACCUCAGCCGCUACUUCCGCUAUGAGGGGUCUCUGACCACACCCCCCUGUUCCCAGGGGGUCAUCUGGACUGUGUUUAACCAGACAGUGAGGCUGAGUGCGAAGCAGCUCCACACCCUCUCAGACUCCCUGUGGGGACCCGGUGACUCCCGGCUGCAGCUGAACUUCCGGGCGGCGCAGCCUUUGAAUGGGCGAAUCAUCGAGGCCUCCUUUCCUGUUGGAGGAGACAGCAGCCCCGAGCCAGUACAUCUGAAUUCCUGCCUUGCAGCUGGGGACAUCCUGGCCUUGGUUUUUGGCUUCCUCUUCGCUGCCACCGGCAUUGCCUUCCUGGUGCAGAUGAAGAGGCAGCACAGUGACAGGUUUGAGACCAAAGCGGGGGUUAGCUACCACCCAGCAGAGAUGGCAGAGACUGGCGCCUAGAGGCCCGGAUCUGGACAAUGCAGAGCAGACGGCUACAGGAAACUGGGUCCUGCCGUGCCCGUUAACCACUUCCUUCUUAACCCGCAAAGAAUUUUUUUAAAUAAACAUUUCUAAUAAA
Oryctolagus cuniculus (rabbit) is the source of this 5261-nucleotide messenger RNA. RefSeq names its product carbonic anhydrase 9 (gene CA9). NCBI's taxonomy places the organism in Eukaryota, Metazoa, Chordata, Mammalia, Lagomorpha, Leporidae. Gene Ontology annotation, cellular component: plasma membrane. Gene Ontology annotation, molecular function: zinc ion binding; carbonate dehydratase activity. The record is from RefSeq and is a predicted model, not a curated record.